UCUAAACUGAGACGGGGAAGGAAAACAAUAAUGAGGGGGGGUCGUCUAAAUUUGGAGCAAGCAAGUCACACACAGCCAGGCGCGGCGGCGAAUUCGGGCAUAUCGACUCGAGUUGCGGCGAGAGCGAACGCGGCGAACAACGGACAACACUGUGGCAUUGGCAAUGGCAGCGCUUGUCGCCCGCCUUCACUUUAGUGUGUGAGUCGCGAUAAACGCGAGCGAAACGAGCGGCGCAACUGAAAUCGCGUACCGACUGGCGCAGACACGCACACCACCACACAACAGCGCGUAUACGUAUACGGGCGAGAGAGCGCAUGCUCUUCGCCACACACACGCGGUCAACGUUUUCUCCGCUUUGUGGCGCCGCGCAAGUUGUGUCGCAGCAGCAAACACGCAAUAAAAGUUCAAAAACAGUUGAAGUAUACCGCGACGCGAGUAAAAAUCUUUCCUUCGACGUCGUCUCUGUUCGUUGUAGUAGUUGUUGUUGCUGCUACUGCUGUUGUUGUUCUUGUUGCUGCUACUGCCGCUGCUGCUUAACGUUUCUAUAGUGUGUUCCGUUUCGCGAAUUUUCAUGUGCAUUUAUGUAGAUAUACAUAUAUAGAUAUAUAUAUAUAUAUCUGCAUAUAUGACUGGCCAAAAGGUAAAACAACGGCAGCAAAUAAAAACAGUAUACAAAUUGUUGUCAAAUAUAGUGGUAAAAAUAACCCCCGCCCGCGGUAGUUCGAUCGCUUUUUGUUUAAAUUAAUCUGCAUAUCAUGUUGUGCGGCGGCUGCAUUUCAUUUAUUUUUCGAUCGCUUAAGAACUUGCUUGCUCCAAAAGAAUUAACUAAACAAAAUAUUAUAUCUGCGUUUCGGCGCUGCGUCGACGGCAUUGUUAUUUCGUUCGUACUGUUGUUAAGUGUGAGUAGUAGUAGUUGUUGUUGUUGUUUCGCUACCAGAGCUGAAUAAUGUAGUUGACCAAAAAUUUUGAGAGCACAAGUCUGAGCACACACGAUACGUCUUCUUCGUUUGGCCGUUUCACUUUGAGCAGCGUGACCGUGGUGCGUCGCUAUAAUAUGGCCCGCGAGCCGUGUGCGUAUGGCACUAACGCGUGCGGUAGAAUGCCGCGGAAAAUUACCAAAAAAAAAAUCCAAACCGAAUACCAUGUGGUUGAAACGAACUCGCGCUUGCUUUUGCUGCACUUUCCCGUUGAAAUACAUUUACCCGUUUGGUUAUAAGACUUAAGGGUUUAUAUUUUGUAUACUCCACCGCUCUGGAUAUGCGAACAAAGAUUAAAAUUCAAGGAGGCUCGACAGCCAGUUGUGUUGAAAAUCAAGAGGCUAUCGCAUGAUGAUUCCACCUGCACGAGCAAAGCGCGUGUGUGCUUAUCGCAGGACGAGAGUGACGUCAUCUCCUGCAAGGAGCAACUGCAUCAUAAUCAUAGCCACAGAGUGAAGAGACCGAAAGCAGAUGAAAGCUCAACGACAGAAGCAAUAAUCGGGAGCAAAACUUCCAAAGGUUUGGCACAAUAAACCCGGAAAGGAGUUGAAAUGGAAAUUUCAUACGACAACUGCAAGCGGGCAUUGCAACGCAAAAGAAAGAAGUUUAAAGAACUGAAAACCCCGUAGACUUCAUGAACCCAGGUGGCACAAAAAAUUUCAAGGACAAGGUGUUUUUGGGCUCAAAAACGUGCAGAUGACUUACAAGAUGUUAGAAAAUCAUUUAUUUGCUUGGAAAUAAGCAAGAACUGAAUGUACGCCACUUAAUAGUAUUACCAAAUGAUGAGUUUUCUCAUCUCAGUUUUAUAAAGGUCUUGGAAAUCACCGAAUGACUACCUGCCAUUUUCAAAUGUACAAAGAAAACUUUACUUUUCGUUUUUUCAUUUGGAAGACUUUUGUCGUUGACUUUUUCAUUUUAUUCGCGUGCAUAUUAAAUAUGUAUGUUAAAUAUACAUUAUAAUAAAUGAUCGCUGUGUUUAAGCAUCGAUUAAAAAAGUUGAAGAACAGCA
Messenger RNA from Drosophila simulans, 1986 nucleotides. RefSeq names its product cysteine-rich perinuclear theca protein 1 (gene lawc). Lineage: Eukaryota; Metazoa; Arthropoda; Insecta; Diptera; Drosophilidae. The record is from RefSeq and is a predicted model, not a curated record. The transcript has 4 exons. The coding region runs from base 315 to 548 and encodes 77 amino acids.